Molecule: messenger RNA, 10166 nt
Organism: Oncorhynchus mykiss (rainbow trout)
Lineage: Eukaryota; Metazoa; Chordata; Actinopteri; Salmoniformes; Salmonidae
Source: RefSeq, a predicted model, not a curated record
ACAACCGCUCUAGCUUUGGUACGGUGAAGUUUGUUGUUGGGUUUGAGUCAGUGAAGCCGCUUUUGUCGACCGAAAUGGAACCACUGCCAGCUUCCUUUUACGGGAACAUGUGUAAAAGAAACCCAGUAAUAUCAGCGUUUGAUGGAGACAUAAAAACGUUUAUGUCAUUUAUGAAACGAAUUAGUACUUUGCCAACCUACGACCACAACUCCUACGCAAGAGGUGCCAAAACUCUGUUUGAAAUAUGGAACAAGUACAAACCUCGACUACCAACCAACUACUAUGAAGAACACAUGCUGCAAAUGGCAGAUUUUCUUUUUGGCAUCAAGUUAUACAGGCUGGGUCUAUGGCAGGGCUACUGUCGCUACUUGCAGCAGUUCAGCACUGUGACCAUAGAGGACAUUAGGGAUGUUGACCACUUCAAGACCUCCUUCUUCCCCAAGGGGUUCGACACAGACCAAGCCAAGCUGACGUUCCGGGCUCUGCAGGGCUGCUGCCUAUGUGCCUUCCAGCUGGAGAGGGAAAGAGGGAGCCAGCCCACCCAGAAGGGGGUCCAGAGACUCCUCAGCAUCCUGGGGUUUGUCAGGAUCAUGAUGCAGGCCGUGCUUCCCCACGAACAUCUCUGCUGGCUUCUUUACAAUGGUUCACUCUAUAUCUACAACAUCUGUAGAUACCUGAUGUCCAUGAGCCGCGCUGCACAGGCUAUGGAGUUCCUUCUGUGGGCCUGUAUCUGUCUGGAGACCUCCAUCCCCCUGAUGACUGCCAGGUUCCUGGCCUGGAGGGCAACUCUGUACUGUGCUGUGUGCCAGUGUUACUAUGACAGCCAAGCCAAUGUGCAGGCAGAGGUGUUUGCACGACGAGCCCUGGGUAAAGUCAGUGAGCUGGGCAAGCUGGAAGAGAUGAGUGGUCUACCUGCCACCACUGAGACUCAGAGAGCAUACAAAGUGGCCACCAUUAAGCUAGCUACCAUGGUGUUUAAACGGUCGGUGUAUGAACCCAGGAGGAAACCUAAAGGCCUCUUCAGACACAAGCAGAAGAGUAACCUCAAGGAGAUUCAGAGCAUGCCGUGGCCUCGAACCCCUACAGAGCGAGUGUUGAUGGAGCUGUUUGAGGGGAACGCUGCCCAGUUCCUGGCGAUAGUGGAAGCGCUGUGGGACACCUCCCGUCGCCCACUUCAGACAGGCAUGCCCGAGGAGCCAGAGAUACAGGAGGUCUCCCUGGAACUCAUGUCUGCAGGCAUCAGUAUACUGUCUGGAAUUGGAGGGUCCACUGAGCGAGCCAGGGAUGACAGUAUCCCCACCUGUUUAAAUGCAGUGACAGCCAACUUUACUCUGAUGGACAUGGCGGCUGCUGGGGAGAACAAGGUGUCUUUGGAUGCAGCGGUGAAGUUUGUCAAGCUGCUGUUUCGAUAUGAGCAGUGGGACAUGUUCUGUAUCCUCUCUGACACACUGCAGCACACCAUACUGCCUAGAAUGGAGGGGAGGUCUUUCAGGAAGUCAGAGCUGGAGCUGAGGUUGCUGGACUCCAUGGAGCGCCUCAUGUCUACACAGAAGAUCAGACUCAACACCAAGGACGACACUGUGUCUGAGAAGGACAGGCAUCUGGGAGUGGUUAUGAGUGAGGAGUUUGUUGGUCUGGUGCAGGCCUUAUACAGCUGUGUCUGUGGUUCAGCUCAGGACGUGCAACCUGACAGAGACCUGGUGAUGGACAUAGUGCUGUACCUCUGGUCUAAAUGUAAGAUCAUUUUCCAGAGAGCCCAGGUUCGACACUGGGACCCGAUACACUUCCUGGGCAAGAUGGAGAACCUGGACAAGUGGGUGUGGACCCUGUCUGUGCUCAGUGAGGUGGCUCAUGUGUGUGAGCUGGCUGACUCAGAUCCCAUGGUGAUAGCUGAGAUGACCAUCAGGCUGGCCAUGGUGCUGGAGAGCACUGCUGACUCCACUGUCCAUUCAGGCAGGAAGACAGCCUCAAGCGAAGACGACAGCUUGGAAUCGACACCCACAGAGAAAAACACAGAGACUUUUUCAAUGUUCAAGAAGUCGACAGCGGAGCAGCUGCAGUCAGUGUGGAACGUGGUAGAGAGAGGUCUGGAAGGAGUGAUCAGAGGCUGGACCAGACUACUGCCCUGUGAUGGAUCAGCCAUCUCUGACAUGGUCUUCAUGCAGAAGUUUGCUGGGCCGGCCAUGCAUUCCCCUGCAGAAGGAGGAGAGGGAGAGAGGGUGAAGAGUCCCUCCCUGUCUCUCUCUCUCUCUCUGGUCCCCAUGGACCUGCAUCUGGAACUGCUGUCUGUCCAGCACAGAGUCUCCCUCAAGCUGCUCAACACCUGCCCAGCUGAGCUGCAGCAGCAUGCUGGUGACAGUAGGAGAUCUAUGAGGCCCCCUGGUGGUGUGGACAUACCUGAGACCAUGGCUAACAGAGCCAGAGGAGAGUCGGUGCUUCUGGAGCGGAUCGGAAAGAAUACGGUCUCCAUAGCUCUGUUCCUGGUCCAGAAGGCUCUGCUGUCCCACAGGAAGGAUCAGAACAGCAGCGCCACCAAGAGACUGCUAGAGGAGGCUGUUGUCUUGAUAGAGAAGGCAGAGGUGGAGGAGAGGAAGCUGUUCAGCUCCUCUGGUCCGUCAGAGAGGAAGGAAAGAGGAGGAGAGGAGGAGCGAAACGCUAGACCUCCUCCUUCCCCUAUCCUCCUGUCCCGUACCUACCACUCCAUGACCUUCACUCCUGCACCCUACGCCCUGGAGGAACAGGUGUGCUGGUACCAUAUCUAUGCACGUGAGGCUGAGGGAAUCAACCUGAAAGUCAGACUAGGAGACAGCAACCUGGUGGGCACUGGAGACGAGGUUCCUGCAUCAGGGGAGCGACUGCUACGAGUGGACUGCUUGGAGCCGAACCAGAAGUAUGUGUUUGCUGUAGCAGCCUACAACGCCGGGGGUAAACUGGUGGGCAAUGCCAUUGGAGAGACAACCAGGCCUCUGCUAGCCUCCUUGCCUCUGCCACUGCUCACCACCUGGGCACACCUGGCACAGGCAGCGUACCAGACAGGGCAACACGCUCUAGCCAAGAGAGCCUGCAGUGAACUGUGGAGCCACUUCAACCAGCCUAAAGGUCUUCAAGAGCCAGGGGCCACUUUAGAGGGGCUAGCUCAGACCAAGCUGCGUUUGGAGACUCUGCAGCGCUCCUCUCCUCUCCUCCUCCACCUCUUCCUCUCCUCCAUCCUGAUGCAGACAGAGAUCCACAUCCAGGAGGGUGCGCUGUUCUGUGACACCCUCAGUGACGGGGGACCACUCAUUUGGGGACAGGAGGCCAGGUUGGCAGAGUGUGAGCGGAUGCUGGUGGCCAUAGACCUGGCUCUCUGGCUGAAUGACAGCAGCGCUGCCCUGCAGGCUGUGGUGGGGUGUUAUGGCCUGCUGGCCCCGCUCAUGUUUCACCAGAUCCCAGCAGAGCCUGUUGUACAGGUGCUGAUGAAGUGCCUGGCGGUGCUGACAGAGAUCUCAGGAGUUGUCAAACAAAAACGCUCAGCCACCACCUCAGAGUCUCUCCUGCACAUGAUAGCCUGUAUAACAUAUUAUGUUGCCAAGGCCCUUCGCACCCUGGAGAAGCACCGUUUGGCAGCAACAGUGAUCGAACAGGGAAAGAAAGUCCUCCGUGAUAUCCUGGAGACCGUGCAGGGACCCAGUAAGCCCCUUCCAGUGGAGCCAGACGGGUUGAUGAAGAAGGCAGGCAGCAUCCAGGGAGAGGAGGAGCAGAAUGAACAGAUGAAGGCUCUGGAGGGCAGUGCCAUGAAGAACAAGAGGACUGGAACCUUCAUGCAGCAUGACAGCUCAGCCUGGAGCAGGGCGGUGGCCCAUGCUCAUGAACUGACUGGACAGGAGGACCCCAUUCUGCUCUAUCCCAUCGUCACCAACAGCCCUCUGAAGGCUGCUUUCAAAGAUUUGAUGAAGUUCAAGCGCAAGGCGUGCUUCAUGGAGUUUGCUGUGCUGCUGCUCCAGAGGACCAUGCAGGCAGACCAUCUAGAGCUGGUCCUGCAGUGGGGACACGACAUAUUUGGCUGGCUUAGCAGGAGGGAUGAGGGACUGACAGGGCCUAAGAAGGGCCCAGGGGACAGAUCAACCUCAGGGAAAGAACUGAAGAAGUACUCCUCCUCCAUCAUGGAGUACAAGAAGAAUAAAGCUAGUACAUUCUGGAGUGACAAGAAGAGGAAAGAGCUUCUCCAGAAGAAACAACUGACUGCUCUGAAAGCACAGAACACAGAGAGGGAGUGUAAGGCGGUGGACACCAUGCUGAACCAGCUAGCCCCCCUGGUGCGCCGUCACCAGCGUCGGAGGCGUCUGAGACAGGUGUGUUCUGAGGAGUGGUUGUGGAGGUGUCACCUCAACCUUAGCAUCGCCAGGGCUCACCUGGGACUACUGAGAAGGAGCCUGGAGAACCACCAGGGCCUUGGGGCCCUACAACACAGCUACAGCCAGCUGCCUCCGUCAUUGUUCUCCCUGGCCCACUCUGGUACUCUGGUGAGGUGGAGGAACAUGCAUCAGCACAUCGGAGUCCCUGACCUGAUCCCCCCGCCCCCCAAAGCCACGCCCCAGCCCUGCCUCAGAGCCAUCCUCCACAAGGCCAAGGAGAGCGGACAGGCUGCCACCACCACCAGUGGAGAGGACUUCAGCACGACAGAGAGCAGUGAGCAGGACAGUGAGCAGGACUCUCCCCGUACCCAGCCGGCUGUGGACUCGGACUAUAGUGAGCCCUCAGUGAUGACCACCUCCCCGACCAGACGCACUUCCACUCAGCUGCUGGAGUCACUCAACAAGGCUGCCCUGCACCUCCGCAGAGCCAUGGGUGUGUGUGUGUGUGUGUGUAAACAGGUACUUGCCCAUCGUGGGGGCCACUGGACAACGUUGCAGUGUGUGUGUCGGACACUAUGGGACCAGGGCUGUACCAUCACUCUACUAGUAGACAGGGGUACAUCCAUGGAGCCCCCCAUCCCUUUAACAUUGGACCAGCUCAACACUGUCCUCACCCCUUUGUUUGAGCUGGCUACAGACCUCGUCAUGAACAUGAUGGAGACGAUGCAGCUCUGGCAGUUGUUUGAAUUGGAGGAUGAGGAGAUGGAGGCCAGCAUGCACUUCUCCGCCCCUCUGGAUGACGGUACCCUGGUGGACCUGAGAUGGAUCAGGAGCCUCACCCUUCACACCCUUGAGCUGCUCUACCUCGAGGCUCGCUGGGAGACUCUGGCUCACCUCGCCCUGCUCUUCAACUCACACACACGAGAGCGCUACACCCACAUGAUCACUCCUAUCCUGGUCCACGCUCAGAGGAGACUGCUAGAGAGGAUCAGCUACUUCGGAGGACCUCCGGUCCCUCAGCCACACUUCAUCAAAACACAGAACGUCACUGGAGAGAAGAUCACCUGUAAGAACUAUGCAGGGAGACAGCUGCUGAAUUGCUGGACUCCCCCUGCUGUGCCUGCCCCCAGACGAGGGUGCAACACUCCCACCAACCCAAACGCUGAGCUCCUCGAACGCUCUGAGGUGCGCCGGGCCAUGUGUGUGGUGUGUGUUCCUCUGGAUGUGGAGGAUACACUGUGUUGUUUCAGGGAGGCCCUGGAGAAGGGCCAUCACACUCUGCAGAACUUCCAACACAGCCGCACACUGCUACUACUGCUGCUGGCACACACACAACCCUUGUUUGAGGUUCCAUUCUGUAAGGAGAACAGUAGCAAGGCUCAGGGUCAUGGCAGGGUGGACUUUAACGUGACAGUGUGCACUGCCCCGGCCAUCGGCCCUCCAGACCUGGCCACUGAGGACUACAGGACCCUGAGUUCUAUCUACGGCUGCCCUCUGCCCCCCAACCAGAUACACACCGUCAUCAACUCCUAUAGCAACUCCAUACAGUACCUUCAGGCCAACAACCAUGACUCUCUCAGGGUACAGGCGCUACAUGACCUGGGAAACCUGCACUAUUAUAAUGGAAACAGAAGGGCAGCUCAUUCCUACUGGAGCAAGGCAGUGGACUGUGCCCUGCAGAGCUCUGGGGUGCUAGACUCAUGGGACGGGGUGUCAUGGGGUACAAGUUCCCUCCAACACCAACCCACCCUGAAGCAGGCUGGAGUCUGGGGCUGUCUGCAGGGAGCUUUACUGACCGCUAAGAUCGCACAGUAUGCCUUGACCUCUAAUAUCAGUCAGCGCACAAAAUGCUGCCUCCUAUCUGCCCAGCUUUUCAAGUGUCUCCUGCGGGCCUCCCUGCCCCACCCUCAGAGUGACCUGCAGUACUCAUCCUAUACUGUAGGAGAGGAGCUGGUUCCUGGUCUGGACCUGUUCUCUGAACCUGACCGAGGACACCUGGGAACCACUGUGUCCAGCCUGGCCUUCCUCUGCCACUGGCUCUACACCUCAGGACACCAUCUCACAGCCCUGCCUAUGCUUGCUCUCUACCUGCAUUUUGUGGGGACUGUGUGCCGAGACCCACACCUCACCAUUAAAGGAAGGAUACUGAAGGUGAAGGUGCUGACAGAGCUGGGGCAGUACUGUCAGGCCAUGAAGGAGACAUCCCAGAUGACUCAGGGAGAGGAGAUCCCACUGCCCCACGGAUGUUACAGCGGCAUAGAGAAACAUGCGACAAUCAGAAAGUUCUUCACCAACAAGUCUCUCAUGGACUCUGCAAACAUACAGGCCCUGGAGGACUUAGUGAACCGUCGUCUGGGCACAGAGGCCAGUGUUCUGUAUGGCUCCAGACUGAGCAGGCGUCUCACCUUGGCCAGAGUACAGCUCAUACUGGCCCUCAGCUCCACCAUACACUCCCUGCCUGAACCUCAAGAUAUCUCAGAUGGGGCGGUGCGUUGCAGUGUUGUGAGGAGGACAUCCAGUACCCCAGGUAUCCCUAACUCUCCCCCAGGAGAGAGGGAUAGUGACAGUGACAAAUCACACAGUGGCUCCCCUACCAGGAAGACCAGGGAGCCCAAAGGACUGCACAUUGACCCCCAGAAAGACAAGCUCACCCUCAGCAAAUUCAAGGCGUUACUGCUAAGAGAGGUGUGUCGUCUCCUCAGCCCCCAGCUGCAGCUCUGUCUUUCCUCUCAGCUCCACUCUGACCCUGAGGAACUGGAGCUGGCUAUAGACACCUACCUGCUACUGUCUAACCUCUACCUGCAGCAAGGCAAAACCGCUUACAGUGCUGACAUGGCAGUGUCUGCUAUGAGUCUGCUCCAGAACUCUCCCAUCACUCUGAGGGGAAGCCCCUCCCCUGUCCACAGACCCCUCUCCUCCUCCCUCAGAAGACAGUCCAGACCUAAGAGUGAACAGGGCGGUAUGAGGGAGGCUGAGCACCAUGCCCCCAGUCCACAGCCAGGUGACUGUCCCCAGGUAGUAGAGGCCAGAGAGAGGAUGGAACGGGCUCUGUGGCUCCGCUGUAGACUGGCUGUGGUACGCAGUCUGGUCGCACACAUCCCUGGCACUGCCAUCUACCCAGGUAUUGACAGCAGUGUGGAGGCCACCAAGCUGUUGAAGGAGGGUCUACAGGAGGCUGAGGUGUGGGGAGACCCAGACACCAGAGCCCUGUUUCUCCUCCAAGGGGCUAGAUUGGACACACACAGAGGACUGCCCCGCGAGAACAGCACCUCACUGCUACAGGAGGCAGUGAGUCUUCUGUCGGGUCACUCCUGUCUGCCUCCUGGCUCCAGUGUAACGUUGGCCCAGGCCACUCUACUGCUCAGUGAUCUGAGAGGGACAGGCAGCCAGGCCCUACACCUGCUCACACAGAAACUACUACAGCAACAGCUGUGUGUGUUGGGGGAGAGUGUGUCAUUGGGAGAGAGAGGCAGAGUAAUCCUCCCUCCAGCCCCUGGUCUCUCUAACAUCUACCUCCCACAUCUCCCACUACUGGCCAAGGCCACAAUGCGCCUGGGUCACUGCUUGGCUGUACAGGCCAUGACCAGCGCCCCUUCCUCUAGCCUGUCUACCUCCAGCCAUCCCUGGGUGUGUGCUCAGGAGGUGCUGCAGUCAGCCCUGCUCGUUUCCCAGGCAUGCGCUACCAGAGACAGACAGCUGGAGGCUGAUAUCCUCUACUGCAAGGGGAUGGUGGAGCGCUGUCUGAUGUCUCUCGGUGACUUCCAGCCUCAGACAGUUGCGCUGACACUACUGGAGAGCAUCAAUAUCUCUCUGUCCCAGAGUCACAAUCUACAGCUGAUCCGUAAGUGUUAUCUGGAGAUGGCGUUAGUGUACUUGCACCAGUGGGAGCAGAGCAUCCCAGCACCUCAGGACCAGCAGAACCCCGUCCCACCUUCACCACCUAAAAAUGCCAUACUGAAGCCUCCAGGUUGGAAGCGUGUCAGGACAACUCUGAACAGAGGCCUGACUCCAGGGGAAGCCUACUUAUUGCUCUACUGGGUCUCUGUCCGAGCUGCUACUAAGGCGUCUGAAGCCAUGUCCACAUGUAGCCAGCUGUGUGGUAGUACCGGAGCUAAAGGAGGACACCUGCCUCUCAUCUCCCUCAAGCUCCUGCCUGACUUUGCCUCCAACGACCUGCUCAACCCCUGUGGAGGGAUAGAUGUGAUGGUGAGGACUGUCUCCAGCUCGUCUCCAGAGCUUGAUCCAGGGCUGAGCAGCAGGAAACGCUCCCAGCUCACAUGGGUCCACCUGUCCCGCUACUACAAACACCUGUUCAACCUGCAGCACAUCGCCAUGCGCCCAGUGGUGCCCCAGUGUGUGGAGGGCCUGGUGUCCCAGUCAGAAGACAGUAGUCUGGCGCUGAGGUUGGUUCAGCUCCAGACCUUCUUCUGUUCCCACAUGGUGGGCUACAGAGAGACCUGCUGUGCCCCUGAACCCCCCACUGAAAUCAUCAUGCAGCCACAGAUUAUACAGAUGUGUCCUACAGUGAGAGGCACUAUGGGAGCUCAGAUGUACCCCUGGUCCUUUGCUGACAGGAAGCAGCUGUGUAUCCAGUGGCACCGGCCUGCUCUCAGCCCCACCCAAGAAGACACGGAUACGGUCAUGCUGCUGUUUGGGCUGAACAAAGUGCCACUCUCGGCCAUGAGGGCCACAGCCUGCACUGUCAUAGAGCUGCAGUGUGGACAGAAACUCGUCAGCAUGGCGAAACUGUGUGCAGUCCAUGCUCAGCUGGCCUCAGCCUGUGUUGGGGGUAACGUCUCCUCUCCGCCUGCUGCCAGUAGCGCCCCCUCCUCCCCCAGCCCCAAGUUGGAGAGACAACGCCGCACCAAGAUCCCAGACAAGGCUGCUACCUCCAGCCCUCACAUACAGAUGCUACAGGAGCAGACCAGGUGCUGCUGUGCUGCUAUAAAGGACUUACUGCAGCCUGCUUCAGAGGCAGCUGUUCUCACUGAGGUUCCGUUUGAGGCCAGCCUACAUAGUCUGUGUGAUCUGGAGCGCUGCUUCAACCCAGCCAGUGGAGCCAUUGUGGAGGGAAACGCACUGAUAACAUGGCUCAUCUCCCUGCUCGUCUGAUACCCUAUCCAGUCUAUGGACCGGCACAGCACCAUAGAAAAAGACAAACCCAAUGACAGGAAUCAAAUGGCCAAGACCAAAGAUAGCAUAUUGCACCUACCUAGCAAAGUGACUUCACCAGAUUCUUUCACUCUGAAAUAAAUGAGCAUAGAUAAAGAUGAUUUUUGCAAAAACUAAAUUCAAGCACUUUUCAUUUCUUAUUCUCAAUGUAUAUGAUUUAAGCUCACAAAUCAAAUGUAUAUGAAAGGCUCAUGUGUUGUCAUAAAAUACAAAUCGGACCUCUUAGAACAGCAGUGGUAAUGUUUCCUAUGACUCCGGUUUCCCCAACUGGCGGGCUGAAUUUGGCUCGCAGAUGGUUUUAUUUAGCCCCGCAAGUUUUCUGAGCAAAACAAAAAGCUUCUUUUUUUUUUAUUUUAUUUUUUUUAAAUACAUGUUUUAGAUUGGUGGACAUAAAAGGCUGUAAAAACACCAGAAAUCAGUUCCAAGUGAUUUUUAACUGUUCAAAUCUGUUCAAGUAUUCUCAUAUGUAAUAGAUCGUAAGCUAGGUUUGAAAUUAUGUUUUAGUCAAGCAUAUCUGUUUGGGCUUCUUGCAAUCUACAAAUGAUUUGUAAUUAUGUUCCGGCCCCCCGACCAUCGUCUCAAGAAAAUAAAUCUGCUUGUUGCUCAAUAUAGUUGAUUAUCCCUGCUAGAACUCCUCUGAUUAAAGGUCCCAAAUGAAAA